This is a messenger RNA of Funneliformis mosseae, 549 nucleotides long. NCBI's taxonomy places the organism in Eukaryota, Fungi, Glomeromycota, Glomeromycetes, Glomerales, Glomeraceae. The record is from the annotation of a GenBank genome assembly.
AUGGUCAUUCCAAAGAUAUUGAAGCCUAGCUACUGGGUAGACAUCUUCCUCACCUUAUUUUUGAAAAUCGUAUUAGCGAUAUUAUUAAAAACGCUAUACUACAUUAAAGGGGAGGAGGUUAGAGUAUCAAAAGUUGAAGAAGAAUUUGAAAAUCAUCACGAAAUUGCUUGUCCACCACUUGAAAUAAGAACUUCACACAGUACUAAUCGUAAUAAUCAUUCGGAUAUUUUACCAUUUGAGUUUAAAUGGAAACAUGGUGGAAACGACGUUACCGUCACGGGCGAUUUCGAUAAUUGGCAAUGCACUCAUAAAAUGAAAUAUAAUCCUUUAUCCAAUGAUUUUGUUGCUGUUGUUGAUAUUGAUCGUACAAAGCAGCAUGAAUUCAAAUUCGUUGUUGAUGGAAUGUGGCAACCAAACUGGGAUUUACCAACACAAAUAGAUGAACAUGGAAAUGUUAACAACGUAAUCUAUGGCUUGCCAUCUAGUCCAUUGAAUACCGAAUUCAGAGAAUAUUCUGCUCCUUUCUCUCAAUUUGCCGCCGCUUGUUAA